Molecule: messenger RNA, 9534 nt
Organism: Sphaeramia orbicularis (orbiculate cardinalfish)
Lineage: Eukaryota; Metazoa; Chordata; Actinopteri; Kurtiformes; Apogonidae
Gene: eys
Product: eyes shut homolog
Biological process (GO): Notch signaling pathway; axon guidance
Cellular component (GO): signaling receptor complex; plasma membrane; cell surface
Molecular function (GO): calcium ion binding
Source: RefSeq, a predicted model, not a curated record
ACUGUCUCCUGUGUGCGCACUGAGACGGCUGUCAUAUCCCCAAAGGAGCUACACAUCACCACUGAAUAAGAAACUCUUCAAAAUGAUGUUACAUGUCGCCGUCCCAAGGCAGAACACCUUUUCAACUUAACGGUUGCUUUUAAUCACUUGGAUUUUUUCUUUGGGUGUCGUGAAGAAGCAUCUGAUGAAGUGAAAGCAUUUGCCUCGGGUAUUCUCCAGAUGAUGCAAGUCAUGUUUAAAAGGCCCAUGUCACACUGGAUCAAAUAGAAAGAGACGAGACAAAAAAAAAAAAAAAAAAAAAAAAGCAUGGGGACACCACCGUUUCAUGUGAUUGCCGUCUUUAUUACUGUGGCGAGCGUCAUCAUCCACAUGAACCACUGUCAGAGCAUUUGUAACAGACAAGCUUCAGUUGUAUGGCAUCCUAAACAACACACAGUCCAAAUGAACUGGACCCUCAUAGGAAAUAUCUGUAGGAGCGCCUCCGAAUGUUGGGAGCGUCACAGGGGAGAGGAUGGGAUUGAGCAACCUUUCAACUUCCCACAGAUGUGCCCACUUCAGCUGCAAAAUGGAGACAAGCUGCUGAUGUCUGCUGAUGAAACACUCAAGUUAUAUGGCAUCAGACUCCUCAAUGUUUCAAAAGACAACUUUGAAAGCUGUUCCACAACUGGGCAGAUAAAAGAUCAGUUUCUUUUCGCGGACAAUAUAAAUGAAAGCCAACAAGUCGAGGCCAAGUGGCUAGUCCCGGGUCAUCAUUAUUACUUUAUAGCCGUACAUGAGGGAGACACGCAGUUGUGUAAGCUGGGUUUAAGGCUCAACGUGACUGUGAAAACUCAACUUUGCCAGGCUUCUCCUCUUCUUCGACUUUGUUCCGGGAAUGGUAUUUGUCAAACAGGACUCUGGGAACGUGCAUAUCACUGCCAGUGCCAUCACCACUUCUCAGGGACAUUUUGUGAAAAGUUUGAUGCGUGUUUGGAUAACCCUUGUGAAAACAAAGGAAUCUGUUUGAGCAAUGGAUCCACAGAUCCAAACCACAGAACAUAUAAAUGUCUGUGUCCUCCGCAUUACACAGGGGUUAACUGCUCUGAAAUCAUUGGGAAAGAAAACUGCGACAGAAUUUGUGAAAAUGGGACAUGCAUUAAAAUGUCGGCAACUUCCUUCAAAUGCAUCUGUGACAUCAGAGUCUCUGGCCCACCCUGCGAGCCAAGGAGAACCCCUUGUGAUCCGGAUCCUUGCGACAACGGAGGCACAUGUGAAGAAAGACCUGAUGGAUUUGUUUGUCAUUGUCCAGAGAGAUUCGGGGGCAUCUACUGCAACUCCCGUGCUGACAGUGAUUGCAUGUCAUACGCGUGUCAUGAGGAACAAAUUUGCACCGCAGGGGAGCGUACCUCUGAAGACGGUAAUGUGUUUCCUGCAUGCAGCAGACGACAAAACCUGUGCAGCCCAUCACCGUGUCUGAACAAUGCCACCUGUGUGUCCAGGGGAAAUGAUUAUAUCUGCAGAUGUCUAAGAGGGUUUUCCGGGAAGAACUGUGAAGAAAUAAUUGACUACUGCAGGCUGCUCAAUAUCAACUGCCUAAAUGAGGGAUUGUGCUUGAGUGUAAUUGGUGCAUAUCAGUGUGUCUGUGCCCCAGGAUGGACUGGAGAGUUUUGUCAAUAUGUGGCCGAUGCCUGCCUGACAAACCUAAACAGCUGCUUGAACGGAGCCACAUGCAUUACAACGAGUCAGCCAUCAUCGCCCCCACAAUAUGUCUGCAAAUGCCCCCUCGGCUUCACAGGAACAAACUGUGAGACUGAGAUCAACGAGUGCGACUCCAGCCCCUGUCGGAACAAUGGCACAUGCACUGACUUGGAGGGACACUACAAAUGCCAAUGUCCUACAGGUUUUACGGGAACGACAUGUGAAGUGGACAUAGAUGCGUGCGCUCUACCCAACAAUACAUGUCCACCAAAGACUGAGUGUUUGGAUCUCCCAGAUGGCCUUCAGUAUACAUGUCGUAUACCAUGCCCUCCCGACCUUCAACCAUGUGCCAACGGUGGACGCUGUGUACUGAAUAGUGCCAGUACCUACACCUGUAUCUGUGGAGCUGGUUGGUCUGGUCAGAACUGCCGUCUAAAUGUCAAUGAUUGUGUUCAACAUUGGUGUCAAAAUGGAGCCACUUGUGUGGAUGAGAUUGAUGGAUACAGCUGCCUUUGUCCCAGAGGAUACACUGGUGUCUACUGUGAGGAAGACAUUGAUUACUGUGUUGGCCAUCGCUGCUCUGAACAUGGUGUUUGCUUGGACCAGGAGUAUAACUUUACCUGUCGCUGCGUACCUGGAUAUGAAGGGUCGCUCUGUGAAGUGGAAACAAAUGAAUGCAACAGCCUCCCCUGUGCACGUGGCGCCACCUGUGUGGACCUAAUCAGUGAUUAUCGGUGUCACUGUCCCCCGGGGUUUGAGGGAAGAACUUGCUCUGAGAAUGUAAAUGAUUGUUGGUCGCAGCCUUGUCUAAAUGGAGGCUCGUGUAUGGAUCUGAUAAAUGACUACAUUUGUCAUUGUCCUCUUGGAUUCAAGGGGAAGGACUGCUCUGUGGAUAUUGACCUUUGCUCUUUCGGAAUGUGCAGUGAACAUACGAUAAUGUGCACUGAGACCAAGAAUGGACAGAAUGUAUCAUGUACAUGUUCAAGAGGGUUUGGAGGGUCAUUUUGCGAAGUAAAUCUCAAUGAGUGUGAGUCAAAGCCAUGCCAAAAUGGUGGUAUUUGUGUGGAUGGCAUUGACCUCUAUCAGUGUUUCUGCUCAGAGGGGUUUGGAGGGUUGAACUGUGAAAUCAACUAUGAUGAAUGUUUGCAUGGAUACUGUGCCAAUAAUUCCACAUGUAUUGACCUGGUAGCAGACUAUGAGUGCAUCUGUCCUUUGGGCUUUACUGGUAAGAAUUGCUCAACAGCUGUCUCUACAUGCACAUCAGAUGGUGAGUCCUGCAGAAACGGAGGAACCUGUUCCCAUAAUCCAGCCGGGGAAAUACAGUGUAUCUGCCCUCCAGGAUACCAUGGCAAUGACUGCUCCUCAUCUGCGAACCGAUGUGUGUCUAAUCCUUGCGACCCUGAAGGGACUCUCUUCUGUGAAGAGCUGGCAAACACUUAUAGAUGUGUGUGUCAACAUGGCUACACUGGGGUGCACUGCAAAACACCUAUAAACUACUGUGUUGACGGCCUGUGUCAACAAGGUUCAGUGUGUGUGGAUCUAUCGCCAGGGUUCAAGUGUGAUUGUUUACCAGGUUUAACUGGACAGUUUUGUGAGAUAAACAUUGACGAUUGCGAAAGAAAACCAUGUGGAAUCCUAAGCAUUUGUAAAGAUACUCUCAAUGGCUACCAGUGCUUUUGUGCGCCUGGAUUUAUUGGAAAUAACUGUGAGAUUGAAGUAAAUGAAUGUUUCAGCCAGCCUUGUCGUAACGGAGGCUCCUGCAUCGAUGAGCUCGACUCCUUCAGCUGCCAGUGUCCUCUUGGAAUAACAGGUACCUACUGUGAAGUGAACAUAGAUGAAUGCAUUUCCUCUCCCUGCCUCCACAAUGCCACAUGUGUGGACCUUGUGCACGGCUACAAGUGUGUUUGCAGACCAGGCUUUACAGGUGCCAAAUGUGAAUUUGACAUUGAUGAGUGUGCUUCAUCUCCCUGCAAGAACGGAGCCACUUGCAUUGACCAGCCUGGUAAUUACUUCUGCCAAUGUGUGGCUCCAUUUAAAGGCCAUAACUGUGAGUUCUUACCCUGUGAGGCCAGUAAUCCCUGCGAGAAUGGAGCAGUAUGUGUGGAGGAGUUGGAUCAGGACCAUUUCCCUUUGGGUUUCCGUUGUCACUGUCGCCGGGGCUUCACUGGCCCCCGCUGUGAAAUCAAUGUGGAUGAAUGCAGCUCCAGCCCCUGUUUUCACGGUUUUUGCUAUGAUGUUGUAGAUGGUUUUUACUGCCUUUGCAAUCCUGGAUAUGUUGGGGUGAGAUGUGAACAAGACGUUGAUGACUGCGUGAACAGUUUGUGCAGCACCAACUCAAUUUGUAAGGACCGCCAUCUGAGUUAUGAGUGUAUAUGCCACUCUGGCUGGGAAGGGGAAUUCUGCCAACAAGAAAUUGAUGAAUGUUUAUCACAGCCCUGCAAAAACAACGCCACCUGCACAGACCUUCUCAACAGCUAUAAGUGUUUGUGUGCACCAGGCUGGACAGGUGUGGACUGUGCACAGGAUGUGAAUGAGUGUGAUUCUGGGCCCUGUCUAAACGGAGCUCAGUGUCAAGAGUCAGACGUACCUGGGGAGUUCUCUUGCACCUGUCCCCCCUUCUUCAGUGGCCCCUUGUGCAGCCAGCCUUAUGACCCCUGUGAUCCCCUCCACAAUCCCUGCCUGCACAACUCCACCUGCCUGACACGCUCCAAUGGAACAGCCUCCUGCAGAUGCCCAGCUGGAUUUGAAGGAAGUUGGUGUGAAAUUGACACCAAUGAGUGUAGCUCAAAUCCAUGCCAAAACCAGGGUGACUGUGUGGACCGGGUCAACAGUUACAGCUGUGAUUGUAGGAUGGGAUUUUCUGGUCUUCACUGUGAGGAAGACAUCAAUGAGUGCGCCUCAAUCCCCUGCCAUAAUGGUGGCAUUUGUCAAAACCUUGUUAACAAGUUCCAGUGCGUUUGCCCUCCUGGUUAUUUUGGACCGCUGUGUGACCUGGAUGUGAAUGAGUGUGAAGUGUCACCUUGCCUACACGAGGGCAUCUGUAUCAACAAGCCCGGGGGCUUCAAGUGUGUCUGUCGCCCUGGAUACUCAGGAGAACGUUGUGAAGUUAACAUUGACGACUGCGUCUCAAACCCAUGCCAAAAUACCGGACGGUGUAUUGAUGGUCCUAAUCGAUACCGCUGCUCGUGUCCUGAUGGUUUCACUGGGCUCAACUGUGAGAUCAACAUUGACGAAUGCUUGUCGGCACCCUGUCUUCAUGGGAGUUGUAAAGAUGGACUGUAUUCAUAUUCGUGCCUUUGUGAUCCGGGAUGGACGGGCAGGAGAUGCGACACGAACAUCGACGACUGCGCUUUCAGUCCGUGUUUGAACGGAGGCUCCUGUGUGGAUCUCAUCGAUAAAUACGCAUGUUUUUGUCAGGACGGUUACACAGGGAAAACUUGUGAGAAUGACAUAGAAGUGUGCAAAGAGGCUUUAAAUGUCUCACUGUGUUUCAAUGGAGGCACCUGCGUUGACGGAACGGGAUCAAACUUCACAUGCAGCUGUCCACCAGGUUUCAUGGGGGAUUUCUGUGAAGUGGAUGUUAACGAAUGUUGCUCUGCUCCCUGCCACAACGGUGCCAUUUGCCAAGAUCUUAUUAAUAGCUACGUAUGCCACUGCAGGUCAGGUUGGACAGGCCUUCACUGUGAGGAUGACAUUAAUGAGUGCCUUCCACAGCCCUGCAACCAGGGGAUAUGCAUUCAGAAUGAUCCAGGCUAUGGCUACACCUGUUUCUGUCGUCCUGGAUUUGUGGGGAGGAACUGCGAGCACAACUAUGAUGAUUGCCUGUCGAAUCCAUGUCCAGAAGCAUUUUCCUGUGUAGAUGGCAUCAACAAGGUCAGCUGCCUUCCUCCUGUUACAGAUGCUGUUCCCUUGGCGACUGCAGUCAGGAAUAUCACUCGAGGCUCCACACCGAGAGUACUGACUCCAACACUCAUCUCAGCACCAACAGCUGAGCAAUCUGCAGAUGCAAGAAACAUUCAGUAUUUCGGGAAUUCAUACCUUGAGUUUGAGGGCAUCGACUUGAACGCUCUCAACAACAUUACUGUGAGAUUUCAAACCCGAAUAGCAAACGGAACUAUCCUUUAUGUGGAUCAGGGGCCAGCGAACGGCGAUUUCUUUUUCAUAAAACUCUUCAUUUUGGAUGGCAUCUUACAGUAUGCCUUCAGCUGUAACGAAGAAGAUGAGGUUACCAGGAUCGAUACAUCAAUUCAAGUUAAUGAUGACAAAGUGCACACUGUUAACAUCAGACAACACCUGACGCCUUGUGAAGUAGAGCUGACUCUCUCUGGUCAUGGCAAAUUAAGAAGCACUGCAAGUAAUUACUGGCUGGGACGCAUUAUACAAACAACAAAUCACAUAUUUAUAGGCGGUCUGCCACAACAAUAUCCACUCCAUCAGAGAGCUGAACCGUUGCACAACUACACUGGCUGCAUUGAAGUAAUACAGAUUAAUAAACUGAGGAAGUUUUACAGAUCUGAUGCCAUCGCCAGCAGCAACGUAGCUGAAUGCAGAAACACAACGUAUGCAGCAGACGCGUCAACAACAACAACUUCCCCGGGUUUGACAACUCAAUCAACCACUUCUGACACAGAAAACACAGCAACAAUGGCAGCUCCCACACAAAUACCAAAACAAGUCUGCCGUGAUGGUCUUUGCCGCAACGGGGGAACAUGUCAUCAGCUGCAGCUUCUUGGCGCAGCUCUGCCUUCCUGUCACUGCCCACUUCAUUUUACUGGAACUUUUUGUGAGAAAGACGCCACAGUAUAUAUCCCAGCGUUUGAUGGCACAUCUUAUUUGGAGCUGCCGCCUCUUGCAUCCAUUCUCCAGUCCUCUGGUGCUGGCAAUAAUCUACCUGCUGCUGUCAAGGACACUAGUGUUGUUUUCCAUUUGACAGUGAAAACAAGAUCUACGCAGGGCACCAUCCUUUUCACCCAGGCCCAGAACUUCGGGGACCAGUUUCUUCAUGUGUUUCUGCAAGAUGGAAGUCCUGUUGCUGAACUCGGUUGUGGUGGCAGUCACGUUUUGAGCAUCGCUGCAGGCCAGACCAUCAACAAUGACAGAUGGAUGCCAGUGACAAUUAGAUACAAUCUGCCUGUUGGCAAACAAGGAGGGUCAUGUAUGAUUGAAAUAGCUGUGGAAAAUGCUACUGCACAGCAUCAUGAAGAAUUUGUGUCGCAUGGCGUGUCAGAGGGAGCCUUUGGAGCCAUAUUUCUUGGAGAUCUUUCAUCCCACUGGGAGAUGCAUAAUGCGAGUGCAAAGGGAGCAAGGAGAUUCAUUGGAUGUAUCAGGGAACUUCAGGUCAACUCAAAGGAGAUUUACCUGGUGGGUGAAGCAGUGAGAGGGAGAAACAUCCAGAAUUGUGACCCACCGGUUUGUCAACACCUUCCCUGCCGCAACGGAGGAACAUGUGUCAGCGAUGCCGACGACUGGUUCUGUGAAUGCCCCCCGCUCUACACAGGCCGGCUGUGCCAGUUCACCGCCUGUGCACGUAACCCCUGCGGUCACGGAGCCACGUGCAUCCCAAAGUCGCCGUUGGAGGCCGUUUGUCUUUGCCCCUAUGGACGACAAGGUCUACUGUGUGAUGAACCUAUCAAUAUAACUCGUGCCAGGUUCAGUGGAAGUGAUGAGUUUGGUUACACCUCCUUUGUGGCUUAUUCUUCCAUCCCAAGCCUCAGUUUCUUCUAUGAGUUCAAGCUGAAGUUCACGCUCACCAAUAAUUCAUCUGCUGUGAAAGACAACCUGAUCCUGUUUGCUGGACAUAAAGGACAAGGGGAUGAUGGUGAUGAUUUCCUAGUUCUGGGAAUACGAAAUGGAAGAGUCCUGCAUAGAUUCAACCUCGGAUCAGGUGUAGGAACCUUAAUCAGUGAUCGAAUGAACCAGCAGAUCAGCAUCCACAUGGUUACAUUCGGCAGGUCAAAGAAGACGGGGUGGCUGAAGGUUGAUGGACAACGCAACAGGACGGGAUCAUCUCCAGGACCCCUAGUGGGCCUCAAUGUGUUCAAUCAGCUCUUUGUAGGUGGAUAUAAUGAGUACACCCCUGAACUACUGCCACUUGGCGCCAAGUUCCGGCAUGGCUUUCAAGGGUGUAUUUUUGAUGUGCAGUUUCGUACAAGAAGAGACGGAAAGUUCCAAGUGCUGGGACACCCUGCGGGACAUCCAGCCUUUGGGCGAAGUGUCGGCCAGUGCGGAGUCACUCCCUGCAUUCAUGUUCACUGCAAGAACGGAGGGACGUGUGUGGACUCUGGUUCAUCUGUGUAUUGCCAGUGCCCAUUUGGAUGGAAGGGAGCGCUCUGUUCUGAGACCGUGUCUGUGUGUGAUGUCGAACACACUCCCCCUCCCCUCUGCGCCCACGGCUCCACCUGCAUCCCUCUACCAAAUGGAUAUACCUGCCACUGCCCCCUGGGGACGGCGGGACUCUACUGCGAGAGAGCUGUGACCAUCAGUGAUCCAUUCUUCAGCGGGAAUCAGUCCUCGUGGAUGUCGUUUCCCCCCGUAAACAUUCGACACAGGACUGUUUUACAGCUGCAGUUCCAGCCUCUUGCACCUGAUGGCAUCCUCAUUUACACGGCCCAGCAUCUGAGCGCCAGAGCUGGAGACUUCUUGUGUCUCUCCUUGACAUCGGGUUUUGUCCAGCUGAGAUACAAUCUGGGAGAUGGCACCCACAUCCUGCAGUCUGUUGAGCGGGUGGACUGGAGCGGCAGGACCUGGCACACGGUGAAGGCAGGAAGAAUGGGUCACAGAGGCUUCCUCAGUCUGGAUGACAAUGACAUCAGAGACAACGUGACCGAAGGGAUGACCACCCUUAACGUGGCUUCGGACAUCUUCAUCGGGGGUGUGUCCACUCUCAGCUCAGUGUCCACAGAUGCAACCGAAGGCGAGCUGGUGGGCUUCACCGGUGGGAUAAGAGAACUUGUCAUCAAUGGCCAAGAGUUUGACUUAACAGAGAAAGGAGCAGUGAGUGGAGCCAAUGUAGGGGACUGGGAUGGAACCGCCUGUGGGUAUAAGGUGUGCCAAAACCAAGGCCGCUGCAGGGCAACGGGCACCGCCUCAUUCAUAUGUUUAUGCCCUCCAUCAUGGACUGGCCCUGUAUGUAACCAGUCUGUUAGCUGUGUAAACAACAGUUGCAAACAUGGCUCCUUGUGUGCGCCAAAUAAUGCGACCUCAUAUCGCUGCGUCUGCCCUUUAGGAUGGGGAGGGAUGGACUGUGGCCGGGAAAUAUCCACACACACUCUCAAAUUUGUGGGACGAUCAUAUGUUAAACACUCGGACUCGAGAUUCAACACAAGAAAUUUAAAAUACACUCAUGUUUCUUUUAGUUUCCUUCCCAGCACCGGCGAUAGUCUGAUCAUGUGGAUGGGAAAGGCAGAACACGAAGACGACGACUACCUCGCGGUUGGACUCGACAACGGCCACCUCAAGAUCGCAGUCAACCUCGGAGAAAGACUUUCCCUGCCGUUAAGUUUCACAAACCUCACACUGUGCUGCAACAAAUGGCACAAUGUUUCCAUAUCUUUAAACAGCACUGUUAUUCAAGUUUUCUUAAACAGUAGAAGAAUCUUUUUUGAAGAUGUUGACCCAUUUGAGCGCUACGUAGCUUUAGACUACGGGGGUCAGCUUUAUUUCGGGGGAUUUGAAUUACACAGAAAUAUAUCAGUAGUGACAUCCGGGUUAUUUUCAAAGGGAUUUGUGGGGAGUCUGCGAAAUGUUUAUCUGUUUGAAGAUAUCAAGCCAGUGCUGUUUUUGAAAAACAGUGAGGGUUUUAAUGUUUCUGAAGGCAUCUGACAGUAGCAGGAUUUUAACUCUUAGCAUCUACAGUAG